This is a messenger RNA of Salvelinus namaycush (lake trout), 1428 nucleotides long. RefSeq names its product alkaline ceramidase 2-like. Bases 550 to 1368 code for a protein of 272 amino acids. The transcript has 7 exons. Gene Ontology annotation, molecular function: hydrolase activity, acting on carbon-nitrogen (but not peptide) bonds, in linear amides. Gene Ontology annotation, cellular component: membrane. Gene Ontology annotation, biological process: ceramide metabolic process. The record is from RefSeq and is a predicted model, not a curated record. Lineage: Eukaryota; Metazoa; Chordata; Actinopteri; Salmoniformes; Salmonidae.
CAACCACACUGAAUCACAAACGAAGUAAGUACAUUUUCCCAGUGCUAGUUUUUUAAAUUUAAUUUAGUUCAACAUUUUUUGGUCUGGGCCAGGAGGUCACAGCCACGGAAGACAAGACAUAAGAGGGUUCUGCCAGAGACUCAGACACAGCAGAGACUUUCACCCAAAACACCAAAAGUGGUACCGAUCCACUUUCCCAGUGUAUCGAGAGGGCUUUUAUUUUGAAGGUAAAAAACCGGAAGUUCAAUUUUUGUGACGUACAAGUACAGCUGUACACACGGUUGUUGACAUAUACGAUUAUAUCUCCGUUAGCUCUGAUAGUCCAAAUAGUGUACUUUCAAAACAUUACAGGUAGUUAGUUUAACUACUUUAAAAUAGUUAUUUGUAAGUCAACCUCGUGCAUUAUCAGGUACGAACAUGACAAUUCGGUAAAAGUGAUUCUUUUUUUAUCAGCUACAAAUUUGUAUCCAACUUAUUCUCCUACUCAAAUGACAUAGCUGGCUAGUUAGCGAGGUCAUUUUGCAGUUUUGGCUAACGUUAUCUAUAAACAUGAGCAAUCUUGUAUUCUGGAGUCAAGGUAGCUCCGAAGUGGAUUGGUGUGAAGGAAAUUAUCUUAUUUACCCUGGAAUUGCAGAGUUCUACAAUACGAUCAGCAACAUACUGUUUUUUAUUUUGCCACCUAUUUUGAUGUGUCUGUUUCGACAAUAUGCUACACAUUUCAACAGUGGGAUAUAUCUGAUCUGGGCUUUGCUGGUUGUGGUUGGCAUUGGAUCCACUUACUUCCAUGCCACCCUUAGCUUCCUGGGCCAGAUGCUGGACGAGCUGGCCAUCCUGUGGGUGCUCAUGUGUGCCAUCGGCAUGUGGUUCCCAAAGAGAUACCUGCCCAAGAGCUUCCGCAGAAACAGGAUAAGGUUCAAAGUGGUCAUUGGGAUCCUCUCAGGAAUCACCACAGGACUGGCGUUCGUCAAACCUGCCAUCAACGCCAUCUCUCUAAUGAGCCUGGGCAUCCCCUGCACCGCCUUGCUCAUAACCGAGAUCAAGAGGUGUGAGAACCUGCGUGUGUUUAAGCUGGGUCUGCUCACUGGGAUGUGGUGGACACUGGCACUGCUCUGCUGGAUCAGUGACAGGAUCUUCUGUGAUAUGUGGUCCUCUGUCAACUUCCCCUAUUUGCACUGUGCAUGGCACAUACUCAUCUGCCUGGCUUCCUACCUUGGGUGCGUGUGCUUUGCCUACUUCGACGCAGCCUCUGAGGCCCCAGAGCAGGGCCCCGUGGUCAAGUUCUGGCCCAGUGAAAAGUGGGCCUUCAUUGGGGUGCCCUAUGUCACUCUUCUGUGUGUCCAGAAGAAGCACUCUGUCAAAUUGACAUAACCAGUGUACUUUUCCCAUGUGUAUCAACAAUGGUCCACUGCCCCAAAGGACAUCCAGCCA